CCCGGGGCGGAGCUGGCGUCGCCCUGCGGGCAGGAGGUCGGCCGCAGCGGAGCAGGACAGGCAGGCAGGCGAGGGGAGCUGCCGAGCAGGAAGACCCACAGGAGGGCGACCCAGCGCGCUGGCAUGUGACCGCAGCCCAAGAAAGAUUCAAGCUCUCCCGUCUUGGCGGACCCCAGCAUCCUCAGAUCCCUGCCCCUGGACACCUGGCCCUACCAAGCCUAGCCAUGGCUCUCUGCCUGAAGCAGGUGUUUGCCAAGGACAAGACGUUCCGGCCGCGAAAGCGCUUUGAGCCAGGCACACAGCGCUUCGAGCUUUAUAAGAAGGCACAGGCAUCACUCAAGUCGGGCCUGGACCUGCGCAGUGUGGUGAGGCUGCCACCUGGCGAGAACAUCGAUGACUGGAUCGCUGUGCACGUGGUGGACUUCUUCAACCGCAUCAACCUCAUCUAUGGCACCAUGGCUGAGCGCUGCAGUGAGUCCAGCUGCCCGGUCAUGGCCGGCGGGCCCCGAUACGAAUACCGCUGGCAGGACGAGCGCCAGUACCGGCGGCCGGCCAAGCUCUCCGCUCCACGCUAUAUGGCAUUACUCAUGGACUGGAUCGAGGGCCUCAUCAAUGAUGAGGAUGUCUUUCCCACGCGUGUUGGUGUUCCCUUCCCCAAGAACUUCCAGCAGGUCUGUACCAAGAUCCUGACCCGCCUCUUCCGAGUCUUUGUCCAUGUCUAUAUCCACCACUUCGACAGCAUCCUCAGCAUGGGGGCAGAAGCACACGUCAACACCUGCUACAAGCACUUCUACUACUUCAUUCGAGAGUUCAGCCUGGUAGACCAGCGGGAGCUGGAGCCACUGAGGGAAAUGACAGAGCGGAUUUGUCACUGAGCCUAGUCCUGGACAUUGUUGCUCAUCAGAUGGACCAUCUGCAACAGCGUGGCUGGGGGAGGGCAUCCUUGGGAGUCUGAUGUUAGAGGAAUCUGAAGGCCCUAGGACCCCUCCACAUACUCAAUACCUGUAGACUUCUGGUUCUCAGAAGUCUGCCUACAUGUCCUCCUCGCUGCUUGUGAAUAGAGAAGGGAGGGCUUCAAGUGGGCAAAUGGAAAGAAAGGAGGAGUCAAACCCCCUGGCAUGAAGUCUGGGAGAAGGGUGGGCUAUCCAGUUUCUUCUCUGACCUUUCCAUAGUGGUUCCUAUUUGGGGAAUGUGGAUGUGACUGUGGCUGAGGUGACAGCAAGAGAGUAAGUGGCCUCUAUGUAAGUUGGAACACAGAUGCCAGUGUGAGUGUGUGUGUGAGAUCUUGACUAUGAGAUGCCUAUCUGUGAGAGAUAGGCCCUCCCUGGCACAUAGUAGGCUCUCCAUAGAUGUUGGGUGAAUGGAGAGAUGAAUGGAUGCAUGAAGAGAUUGGGACCAUUAGACCAUGACCACUGUAGGAGUCUUGACAAGUUGUUAUCCCCUCUCAGGGUAUCUGACCAUGUGUACAAGUGUAGAUGUACCUUUAUGGUGGAAGCUUCCAGGGUACCAUCUUCCAUUAGUAUGAAUCCUGGGGACCUGGGUAGAGAUUGGAAGGGGGAAGCUUACCCUGAGUUCCUUAAUCCUCUGGCCCACCACAGAUGUGGGUUCUGAUUUGCUCGAUCAGGGAUGCCCAUGUCUCCAGAAAGCCCUGAUAAUAGAGUGCCUCCUGGGGUUUGGGAAUGAUCUCUAAUGUUCACAAAGGUCCCCUGGCUUUUAAACCAGGAAUCCUGGACUCCAUUCUAGCUCCCAGAAUAUACAAAACUGACUCUUAGGAUCUGAAACCCAGCACAAAAUAAUCCUCCAGUCCAAGGAUCCAGUGGAUUUGAACUGGGAAAUCUGAAGUCCUCUCUCCCAUCCCAGGACACUGAGGAUCUUAUAGCUGAUGGAGAGACGCCAUCCUGAAAGUACUUGCCUCCUUCCCACCUAUUCCUGAGACAUUCCAGAUGAUUGGAUCUCCAAGCACAGCCAUCCACAGAGAGACUGGGAUGUUCAUUCACUGCUCAAUAACUUCUUGCCCAGCCCUGUGCCCACACAACACAGGUGGGGAAACUAAGGCAGGAACAGGAUUCUGCCCUCCCAAAGCCUCUAUAAUGGGAGGCCAGGAUGGAAUACCAGAGGGACCUGAGAAUAAUCCAGUCUGUCUCUCAUUGUACAAAGGAGGAUACUAAAGCUGGGAGAAGAGGGGAAAACUGUCUUUCACGGACUUGGAUUAAAGAUCAGGGGCUUGCCUCCAAAAUGAGGACCUGAUUGUUACACAGAAAUGCACAUGGAAAAAGGGUUUUACAAACCCUCUUCAGGACACAGCUGUUCCUGCUCUGAGCAAGAAUUUCUAGCCAGAGAGCCCCACCACCCCUUGGGUUGGCUGGGUUGCCUGCUGAGCCAAGCCUCCAAAAUUAUGCCCUUCUUGACAGCCUAGAACUGCCUGCCCAAUGGGGAAACAGAUGGGGCUCUUGGGGCCAGCCAUCUGGGCCUGGGAUUUCUGCCUUUGCUGCCUCCAGAGAAGUUCCCAAGGGAAACAUGCUGGCCUGGCAGCUUUGUCUGCGGCUCUGGAGUGAGGGGAGUAGGAGCUUCCCCCCAGAGUGGACUGCAGCUUACACGGUGGAUUCUAGACUGUGGCAAGGGCUGAUGGCAUAGGGGUCAGGGGGAGGGAAAUCUAUUUUUGUGAAAUAGAAGGGAGACUUUAUUGUUGUUAUUUUUGGUAAAGUAAAAGAGACCAACUAAAGCAUCCACUUGUGGGAAGCUGUGGUCUGGGUGCCACAUGGCUCUUGGCAGACCAUGGAAUGUGCCAGGCCAGAAUGGGGCUGGAAGGGCUUUUUGCCCUCAGAACAUGGGCCAUGUAGUUGGCUGGCUGGUAUGAUCAUGUCUGGUCCAGCUCUCCAGUCCUAAGGUUCUCCCAGGACUCUGAGAAUUCUAGACCCUUGGGAAGCAGAGGGCUGGCCCUUGCCUUUGGAGUACUCAAAUCUGGUGGUGAAAUUUUCUUAGUUUUAGUUCAAGUUACCUGGCAUUGGCUAUAGUUAAGAUCUCACCCCUUCAUAUGGGGGUUAGGAGAACUAACAAAUGAAGGGACAGUGGAUAUAGAGUCCCAACCUUAAUUAUAGGAAAGGAAGCCAUUUCAGAAGGAAGGUGUUUGUUGUUGGCUGGAUCUCAAAGUGGUGGAGGUAGGACAUGGGGCUAACUCCUGAGCUUAUUCCCCAGAAGACAUCUGAAUCUCUUGGCUCAGGUCUUGUUAUCCCACUGACCUUAACCCACAAUCUUUCCAGAUAGGAGUUGAAAAACAGCUUGGUACUUUUUGUUGUUGUUAACCAUCUUAUCCAUUUGGCUUGGUUUUUAUCAAGUCAGCAAAGGCCCACCUAGAGCUCCCCUUCUACGUGCAACAGUGCCAGCCUGGCUUUGUACAGAAGCUUGGAAGUAGAGACCUGGGUUCCAGUCCCAUCCCCCGCCAAAGUUCCAUAUAAGUACCAACCCUCCUUUAAACCUGAAUUCCUCAGCUAUUUCACAUCAGAAGUAGGAGUGAAGGAUUGAUUGAUCUCUAAGCACCUUCAUUAGACAGUCUAUGAAUCCUUCAUAAUAAUAUUAAUAAUAAUAGCUAAUGCUUGCUAUGUUUCAGGUACAGUUGUGAGUGCUUGACAUAUAAUAGCUAGCUAAAGUUUGUCUUUAGCUAGCUGGCUUCUCUUGCAGACUCCAGUAUCCCUUCAUCCUUUCACUGCUCUAGAAUCUGAAAGGCCUACAUUCUUCUGUUCCUUCUUCUGGUGCUCCAGAGGAGGUCCUUAGUCCAGCAUCCUAAGAGGGUGCUGUUUGCACAAAUCCUAUGUCAGAUUGCUCACUACCUCCGCAAUCAUUGGACAUAUCAGGCUGUUAGAAAGUCCAUGCGCUGGGUUCAUGGUCAUUUUGAAAUAGAAUGAAGAUUUAUCUCAGAACUGUGUGGCCCAAGGUUUGCACCAUACAUGGCCUGAGUGACUGUGGACCAACUGGCAAUUAAGACAGCAAGAAGCCAACACAAAAAUUGCUUUGAGAGAUUCAGAGAGGGAUGCUUAGAGGAGAGAGAAAGAAAGAGAAAGAACUGGGGCUUAGUGACUUGAGAAAAGAGCCUCUCCUCAGCAAUAGGGCAAAACCUAGCAGAACAGAGACUUAAGAGAAGCAAAGCAUUAGAGGUAGAGUAACAGGGGCUGGGGUUGUGGCUCAGCAGUAGAGUGCUCCCCUAGCAUGUGUGAGACCCUGGGUUUUAUCCUCAGUACCACAUAAAAAUAAAUAAGUAAAAUAAAGGUGUUGUGUCCAACUACAACUAAAAAUUAAAAAAAAAAAAAAAAAAGAGGUAAAGUAGUAGAUUGGUUGGGAAGCCUAGGCUGGACUUUGUUUUCCUGUUGGAUCAAGAUCCAUAAUCAUCUUGGGAACAGGGAACACGGGAGUAAGCCAUCUUCUUCACCCUGGGACCCAGCAUCCCACUGGUGAGGAUGCCCCACCAACCUUGGCUCCCAUGAACACUACAGCCUCUUUUAAGUGCACUUCUGCCACUCUAUGCAGGGAGCUGUUGAAUAUGUGGUGAAAUGAACCCACAAACAUGGCUGGAGUUCCAGCUGCCUUGGAGGAGCCCCCUUCCUCAGAGCCCCUCAGCACCCUCAUCCAAUAUUAACUAAACUUGUUUGCCAUGUUGGGGCAUAGCAACUUUGAGAAUAUGGAUCACAACAUAGGCCUGAGCGACUCUGGACCAACUGGCAAUUAAGACAGUAAGGAGAACAGGCCAGCAAGACUCUUGAGGACUUAAAGUUUUGAUGGUGGGCCUGAAAGGUGAUGCGUGGGAGAGGCUGGGAUACCCAGGAGCUUUCAGGUUGGACUGAGGGAUUCUAGCAGGACCCAAUACAGAAGCUUGGGAGAAGAUUCUAUGUCCCCAGUUUUCACCCAGAUUGGAAAAUUUAGCAAAAUCUUAAUGUUCCCCACCUCCUUCCAUCAUUCAGGUGAGAAAACCUGCCCAAGAAGGGGAAAGGAAACAAAUGUUGGGGUGGGGGGCGUGAAUGAUGGACAGUCCAAGAACUCUUUUUUUUUUUUUUUGGUGGUGUUGGGGAUUAAACCCAGGGCCUUGUGCAUGCAAAGCAAGCACUCUACCAACCAAACUAUAUCCCGAACCCCCAGGAAGCUCUUUCAGUAGCAUUGCUCACCAGACCUUCACUACAAGCUGAGUCAGGCAGGGAAGGGAUGUAUACUUCCAUCUUACAAAGAAGGAAACACUGAGCGUCAGAACCUGAAUUAAAUCCAAGUAAACACUGUCCUCUCAUGGCACCUGCAGCCUAGGGAAGUGUCGUGGCAAGGUUGGUUGCGGCAUUAAUCCUUUUACAGCUGUUUUUCUAUAAGAAACAAACUUUUUAGAAUUUUGUUUUUAAAAAAUAUGCUUUAGUUGUAGAUGAACAUAAUACUUUAUUAUUUUUUAAUGUGGUGCUGAGGAUCAAAUCCAGUGCCUCACAUGUACUAGGCAAGUGUUCUACCACUAAGCCACAACCCCAGCUCCCUUGUUUUUUUACUAAUGGAGGUAA
Molecule: messenger RNA, 5525 nt
Organism: Marmota monax (woodchuck)
Lineage: Eukaryota; Metazoa; Chordata; Mammalia; Rodentia; Sciuridae
Gene: Mob3c
Product: MOB kinase activator 3C
Exons: 4
Coding region: 225-875 (216 amino acids)
Biological process (GO): signal transduction; positive regulation of protein phosphorylation
Cellular component (GO): cytoplasm; nucleus
Molecular function (GO): protein kinase activator activity
Source: RefSeq, a predicted model, not a curated record